Molecule: messenger RNA, 1893 nt
Organism: Impatiens glandulifera
Lineage: Eukaryota; Viridiplantae; Streptophyta; Magnoliopsida; Ericales; Balsaminaceae
Product: NEDD8-activating enzyme E1 catalytic subunit
Exons: 10
Coding region: 113-1465 (450 amino acids)
Biological process (GO): protein neddylation
Cellular component (GO): nucleus; cytoplasm
Molecular function (GO): NEDD8 activating enzyme activity
Source: RefSeq, a predicted model, not a curated record
GAAUACAAGCACGAUGAAAGCUUAAAUAUUAAGCUAUUGGGUUUUUCUCACGAAGCAAAUUGAGUCCUCCCUCCUCUCUCUCAAGAAAUAAUCAGUGAGCAGAGAAAUUGCAAUGGCGGAUUCAGUGGAACAACAAAGUAGAUCGCGGGACCUUGAUAAGCUUCUCCUAAGACCUGGCAAUCUCGUUGGUUCCAACUUCGAACCAGGCGUCGAACUGAGGGAUGACCUUCAAGAAUACGCCAAGAUUUUGGUUGUCGGAGCCGGAGGUCUAGGCUGUGAGUUGCUCAAGGACCUUGCUUUAUCGGGUUUCAAGAAUCUUGAAGUCAUAGACAUGGACAGGAUCGAGGUUUCCAAUCUCAACCGACAGUUCCUCUUCAGGCUUAAAGAUGUUGGGAAGCCAAAGGCAGAGGUGGCUGCCAAACGCGUGAUGGAAAGAGUAGCUGGAGUGAACAUUGUGCCACAUUUUUGCCGUAUUGAGGAUAAAGAACUCGACUUCUACAGUGAUUUCAACAUCAUUGUUCUUGGUCUUGAUUCCAUAGAGGCUCGCAGCUACAUAAAUUCGGUUGCUUGUGGUUUUCUUGAGUAUGAUUCUGAUGACAACCCACGAGAAGAAACUAUAAAACCUAUGGUAGAUGGUGGAACUGAAGGCUUCAAAGGCCAUGCGAGGGUUAUACUUCCAGGUGUCACUCCAUGCUUUGAAUGUACUAUUUGGCUUUUUCCCCCUCAGGUGAAAUUCCCCUUAUGCACAUUAGCAGAAACACCUAGAACUGCUGCUCACUGUAUUGAAUAUGCCCACUUAAUUAAAUGGGACGAGGCUCAUAGUGGAAAAACAUUUGAUCCAGAUGAUCCAGAGCAUAUGCAAUGGGUUUAUUCAGAAGCUGUCAAGAGAGCUGAACUAUUUGGCAUUCAGGGAGUUACAUACUCGUUGACUCAGGGUGUUGUAAAGAAUAUUAUACCUGCCAUAGCUUCCACCAAUGCAAUCAUAUCAGCUACAUGCGCAUUGGAGACUUUGAAGAUCGCCUCGGGCUGCAGUAAAACAAUUUCAAAUUAUUUGACUUAUAAUGGGGUGGGAGGUCUCCAUACAAAAGUUACAGAGUUUGUGAAGGACAGAGAAUGCCUUGUAUGUGGUCCAGGUGUUCUAAUCGAGCUUGACACUUCAGUUUCCUUGCAGAAGUUCAUCGAUCUUCUGGAAGAGCAUCCAAAGCUGUUGUUGUCCAGAGCAAGUGUUUCACAUCGAGGGAAGACUCUAUACAUGCAGGCUCCUCCAGUACUGGAAGAGAUGACAAGAUCAAAUCUGGAAAAGCCACUUUUCGAUCUAAUGGAGAAAACAUCGAAGGACAUGGUUCAUGUGACUGGCAUGGCAAAAAAGGGUGACAGGAAAGCAUCUAUUCUAAGGAAAUUAUGUGUUGUUUUCAAGGGUGUUGUUGAUGGCGUCACAGAUAUGGACACAGCCGGUGGAGCAUAAUUUUAAGCAUCAGAUUCCAAAGUCUCUCGUCUAUAGCUCUUCUUAUUGAAGAAGUAGAGAUUUUAUUAAGGGAUAACAGAUAAAUUUAGAUCUUGAUGGGAAAGAAAGGCUUUUAGAUGUGAUUGUGAUGUUUCUCUUGGCCAUGCAUCCAGCUGCAGAUUGAUGACAUUUCUUGUUUAAAUAAGUUGAAUAAUAUCAUAAUCAGAUAAGGAUCAAGUUAGAUAUAUUUUAAGUGAUGAACAUGCUGCAAUAAAAGUGAUGUAAAAGGCCGACCAUCAAACUGUGUGGUGUGUGCUUCUCUGGUCCCACUUUCAUAAUAUAUGUAUAAUUCACAAGCUAAGAUGAGGCAGGAAUCUUAGCAACAGCCAACCAAGAUCUCUCAACUUAUUUACUAUUACUAUUACUAAUAAUUUUGUGUUCUUUAAUAA